UUGUUACUAAAUUUUUUUUGCUUCAUAAAUAUCAAACCAUACUUUGGACAUAAAUUAUUUAUUAAUAAAAACAGAUUGUUACACAAGGAUUUUUAAAUUAUUUGAUUUAUUAUGUAAGAAUUUUAUGAACGAAAUGUUAAAAUAUAUUCUAGAUAACUGCCACAUUAAAUUGGUUAGUGAGGAUGAGUUCUGAGUUGGAAACCAACAUAGUUUCUGUGGAGAGAAUGGCAGAAUAUACACUAGCAGAGAAAGAGGCAGAAUGGGAAAUAGAAAAUAGUCGACCUCCUCUGUCCUGGCCAACCAAUGGCGAAGUGGUAUUUGAUCGAUAUUCCACGCGAUAUCGACAAGGAUUAAAUUUGGUUUUAAAGGGUAUUAGUUGUGAAAUAAAGUCUGGAGAAAAGGUUGGAAUUGUUGGUAGAACUGGUGCUGGAAAAUCAUCCUUGACACUCUCUCUUUUCCGAAUCAUUGAAGGAGCAUCAGGUUCGAUUAUUAUUGAUGGCGUGGACAUAUCCAAAAUUGGACUUCACGACUUGCGAUCAAAACUCACCAUCAUUCCACAAGAUCCUGUAUUAUUUUCUGGCACGCUGCGGAUGAAUCUGGAUCCAUUCAAUAAAUAUUCAGACGAGGAAGUGUGGAUUGCUCUGGAACAUUCUCAUUUAAAAAUUUACGUCAGCUCAUUAGAAAGUGGUCUUGAACAUAUGAUUUCGGAAGGAGGCGAAAACCUCAGUGUGGGCCAAAGACAGUUAGUAUGCCUAGCUCGUGCUCUACUCAGGAAAACUAAGGUAUUGAUUCUAGAUGAAGCUACGGCAGCUAUUGAUUUAGAAACAGAUGCUUUAAUACAGACUACCAUAAGAACAGAAUUUGCAGGUUGUACAAUACUCACAAUUGCUCAUCGUUUAAAUACCAUUAUGGAUUAUGACAGAGUUUUAGUGCUGGACAAGGGAAUCAUCAAGGAAUUUGAUAGUCCAGAAAAUCUUCUUCAGAACAAAGAAUCUUUAUUCUAUGGGAUGGCAAAGGAUGCCAGACUAGUGUAGUUUAGAUUGUGAUAAUUCAAGGUCAAAAGAACCAUGAAAUUACUGUAUGUAAUCAAUCAAUGCAAGUGCCUGUGAUUUGUAAUUUAGUAAAUAUUUUCAUAGUUUAAACUCAUUAAUAAAUCAUGUUAUUCAUUUCAUUUUAAUGUAUCUAUUAUUUAAAGUGUUACACAUUUCAACUUUAGUUUUCUUUAACAUUUUCUC
Messenger RNA from Centruroides sculpturatus (bark scorpion), 1235 nucleotides. Its product is annotated as multidrug resistance-associated protein 1-like. Gene Ontology annotation, molecular function: ATP binding; ATP hydrolysis activity; ATPase-coupled transmembrane transporter activity. The record is from RefSeq and is a predicted model, not a curated record. Gene Ontology annotation, biological process: transmembrane transport. Gene Ontology annotation, cellular component: membrane. The coding region runs from base 183 to 1034 and encodes 283 amino acids. NCBI's taxonomy places the organism in Eukaryota, Metazoa, Arthropoda, Arachnida, Scorpiones, Buthidae. The transcript is spliced from 6 exons.